Molecule: messenger RNA, 1657 nt
Organism: Xylaria bambusicola
Lineage: Eukaryota; Fungi; Ascomycota; Sordariomycetes; Xylariales; Xylariaceae
Exons: 3
Coding region: 356-1477 (373 amino acids)
Molecular function (GO): dioxygenase activity
Source: RefSeq, a predicted model, not a curated record
GCUUACAAGAAAUGAUACAUCGUGUCACGUUCGGCAAAGAUGGAAGUGAUACAAAAUGAAAUGAAUGGCAUCACCUUCAAAUGCUUAGCGUAUCUCAACCGCGACCACCGAACAACCGAUGUCCCCGAACUACCGGAACAUCAAACAUAGUUCCAAUAUCAUACGACAGCUCUUAUUCACGUACUCGGGAUGAUGCGAUGAUGUUGGCAUCGUAGGAUAAUGAUAGCAGAAUAGAAGAUCUCGAUGGGCGGAAUCAUAACUUAUAAAUGCCUCUCCAAGAUUCCGUCGAUAAGAGAAAUGACGGUGCUAUCAAGAGCAGGUUUCAACAUAUUUCAGCUUUUUUCCAGAUUUGAAAAUGGCAUCACCUAAUACUGCGAUCCCAAACGCCUUCAAGGGGCUAGAAGGGCAGCCCGAGUUUCCUGCUGAUACGCCUUUUGCGCAGAUCUCCAACAUCUCUCACCAGAAGAUUCUAGAUGGGGAUAUCGAUGAGAUCGCCAAGGUCAUCAAGUCCGGCAGGGACAUUGGAUUUUUCCGCGUCGACUUUAGAGAUUCCGAGACUGGCAAGAAAUUCCUAGCAGCAGCAAACAACAUGUUCGCUUUGGCUGAGGAGACGUUCAAUCUUCCCACUGAGACGAAGCUUGCUGACAGCUUUCUCAAGCACGGCGACACUUUGCUUGGAUAUAAGGGACUCGGAGCUUCCGUCGUAGAUGAGGAAGGCACCCGCGACAAUAAUGAGCAGUACUGGAUUGGCUGUGGUGACAUUGAGGGCAAUGGCCAUUCGCCUGCUGUCUACAACGACGUCAUCAAGAACAAGCAGGCGCAUCUAAAAGAGUUCAUCGACCUCGGCAAGGACAUCACUGACAAGUUCCUCACGAUCCUCGCCUCCGCCAUUGGCCUUGGACCCGAGAGCCCGGAAUUCUUGCCGAAACUGCACAGUCAUAGCAACAAUUCUGGCAGCCACGUUCGUCUGCUCAAGUGCCCUCCUAAGACUGGGGGUUCCCACGUUAGCUUACAGCCACACACUGACUGGGGCACAUUCACCGUGUUGUUCAAUGCUCUGGGUGGACUCCAGAUUUAUAUGCCAGAGAACCUUGUUGGCCCUGGAGAAGAGCCUGGCUGGCGAUACGUCAAGCCCGAGCCUGGAAUGGCUAUUUUCAACCUCGGCGACGCAUUUGUCAAAUGGUCAGAUGGGGAACUGAAGAGUACCAUUCACCGAGUGGUAACUCCUCCCGGAGAUCAAGCGAAGUGGAUGAGAUAUAGUCUUGCAUACUUCACCCGCCCCAACAACGAUGUUCUUCUGAAGCCACUUGGUAGAAAGGCUUUGCCUUCUGAUGCAACUAAGGAAUACCCCACUUUCAAGGAGUGGGCGGUGAGAAGGGCUACCGCCGGUAGGUCUGAUCGUUUCCAGAAAGGAGAUUGGGUCAGGGGUCAAGGAACUGAGCCAGUCAUGAGCGCUCAAGCGAGAAUUGUAGUCUGAUUUCCUAGUGAAAUCGUCUUUCGAAUUCUCCACUCCGACAGAAGGAUCAGGGGCUUACUUGGUUGAUGAAAUUACUGUGUGCAAUACUCAAGAUGUCUCAUUCGUAUCACUCUGAUUAUAUUUUUCUCAAAAUUCCGCUAGCUGUAUUUACAAAUUCGGUUGAACGAAGAAACAAACGUC